This is a messenger RNA of Pangasianodon hypophthalmus (striped catfish), 14052 nucleotides long. RefSeq names its product DNA (cytosine-5-)-methyltransferase 3 alpha b (gene dnmt3ab). The coding region runs from base 5339 to 7537 and encodes 732 amino acids. Gene Ontology annotation, biological process: negative regulation of DNA-templated transcription. The transcript is spliced from 18 exons. The record is from RefSeq and is a predicted model, not a curated record. Gene Ontology annotation, cellular component: nucleus; cytoplasm. NCBI's taxonomy places the organism in Eukaryota, Metazoa, Chordata, Actinopteri, Siluriformes, Pangasiidae. Gene Ontology annotation, molecular function: methyltransferase activity.
UGGGUUGUUUGUUGUUGAUAGCGCCGGGUGCGUGUGUGUAUGUGUGCCUGUGUGUGUGCGUGUGUGUGUGUGUGUGUGUGUGCGCGUGCGUGUGUGUGUGUGUGUGGAGGGGCAGCGUGCAGGUUUGAGUAGACUUUGCUGGGGGAGGAAUUAUGCUGACUUCAGGUAUUUCCAGGAGACUUGUUAUGGACCAUCUGCUCUUGGUGGCUUAAAGGAAACCCGUCUCUUUCAGUUCGGAGAGGAGGGAGCUCAGGCAUUCGCUGGAGUCCGCAGGAAAAAAAAGUAGAUUUGUUUGACUGUAUGUAAUCGCAGGGGAUCGCCGCAUGCUCAAAGUAUUUCCUGUUUCAGUGUCUCUGCUGCAGUUUCUUUCAAAGUGUCUGCUGCCAUUUUGCAUUAAACUGCUCAGAAGUUUAGAUGUUACAUGCUGGUUGAUUAUGCAUUCUUUUUCCUGUGUCUGUUUAAAGCAACAAGCUACAAAGUAGUGAUAUAUUUUCUGCUGAAUGUCAGAGUUUUGGAGGAAAAUAUGUCUUUUAGUGUAGUUGUUGCUGAUUUAUGCAACGCCGAUAAGCUUAUCUCAUGCUCUGAAUUCCGGGAAGAAAUGGUAUAAGCAUGUAAAUAUUAUCCUUCACCCUGGCUUGUGUCGAAACGGAAAUGUGGUGCCUGUCUUUUUAAGAAUAUGCAAAUGGCGAGAACGAACCCAGUGAACCUGCAUGGCGUAUGCGCACUGCCAGAGCUGUGGGUCAAGGCUAGCAGCACAAACACGGCCAGGCUUUUAGUCCUGCCUGGCUCUUUUAAGCCUAAUAUUUUGCCAAUUAAUAAACAGUUAUUACUGAAAUAACAGAAUUUGAAGACAAAAAAAGAUUUUUGUCAGUGCUGUGAGAAAGCACGUGUAAUAAGAGCAUGUGUUUGAAAGAACUUCUUUAGAAGAGUUUGGUUUGGUUUCUUUUUGCAUGGUUGACCUCUGUAAGGCUCCUAAUUGCUGGAGCUCUUUAAAGGACUUUCCUCAAUGGAGGCCAGAUGCAUCCUCUGUCCUGUGCUCUCCAGAGGCCAAGAAGUGAGGGUGCAUUGUUCAGCUCCUCACAGAGGUCACGUCAAAAUAAAUGCGAUUGUCACAUGACGAUGAUGAUGGCAAUUCAUACUCCACAGGAAUGUCACAUUUCAAUUUCACGCUGCCAGAGGAAGCAUUGAACAGUUCUCUCAAUGGCAUCUUCUUUGUAUUGUACUAAGCUUUUACAUAGACGACCUGUUUGGUGUGUGUAAUCACUGGUGUUUACUCACUAAUUUUGUCAUUUUGAAAAUGCACUGCGAAAAAAAUGCCGGCUGUAAUUCAAAUCAUAGGUUUAUAUUAAUGCGCUCAUUGUAAUACGUUAUCGUUUCUGUAGUAACAGCUCAUUCACAGGGGCUCGUAUGCUGUUGGAUCUACAUAAUCUAAGGCUAAUAAUAAACAGAUUAAAAAUAUUUAUUUAACAAAGAAACCUGUAUGAUCGUUAAUAUGAUGACGUUUUCUGUAAGGAGAAAUUUAUUUUAAAAAUAAGGAAUCGCCAGUGUGAGCCCUUUGUAGCGGUUCACAAGUUUUCAGCCACGGGAAAGUAGAUAGAGGACUUUGUGCUUUCUGGUUUCUCAGUAACGUGACAAGCUUAGUUUCUUUUCAGCUUACUAACCUCAACACUGGUGAGGGAAGGACUGCUUAUGGCUGCUGUUAAUGUAAAUGAUAUCAGGAACUAACUCGUUUUGCAGAUGCUCAACAGCAUUAAAUGUAACUCUAAACGGUUAAAGGUACAACGUGUUCAAUAAUAAAUUAAAAUUGUUGACAAUUUGGUGCAGAUAAGACAAAGCUUUGCGUUGGGCUGCGUCACACCACUCAGGCGUUGAUUAUUAUCCUAUAACAGCAUGCCACAUCAUGUUUUAGUAUCAUGUUUUAUUCUUACUUUUGAGAUUGCAAUAAAACAAAUGCAAGAUUAUUAAGCCGAUUUCUAGACAUUUUUACUGACUUUUUUUACACACGAGAUAAUGCUUAUUUCUAGAAAGAAAUGAAAUUAUCCGCAAAUAGAAUGAGACAAUUAAAUUUAUUGAAUUUUGUGUGUGUGGCUUGUUUUAAGUCAUGAUUAUAGAGAAAUCAGGUGCUUGAACUAUCCCAGCAUAAUAUGUGUAGUAUGUAAUUGAUAAUUAGGUUGUGUGCUUGGAUAUUCAAGAACAGAGCCAGAUAUGGCAUUUUUCUAGACAAGAUCACCAGUGAAAGUGAUUGGUUAUGUCUCGUAUCUCGUUUUAGUGACGCCGACUGUGUGCAGAAAUGUUUGCUCGUUUUGUUUUGUCAUAACCAUUUAAGACAUCAACCAUAAAUAACCAUUCACCAUGAUUUUCUGUAACCUCAGUUAUAUGAUUAUCUACUGUCUAUAGUAGAAACCGAUUGUGGCCUCCGCUGUGACCUCUGUAAUGUGCCUGAAGAGAGUGGAACCUCAAAGUGUAGGUCACUUCACUUCCUUCCUUAAUCUAUUUGUCGUUAUUAAAAUCUAUUGUACACUGCACUCAUAUUACUUUGGAGACACACCAUGAAAUUAUAAAGAUAGCGUUCAUUCAGGGUGUGCGUUCGUACGUGGGUGUGUGUGUGGUAUUGCCUCAGGGAUGUUCUUUUCAUACAGAGAGCAGGCUGGGCUCCAUUAUCAGAACUGAUUGCCCCUGUUGCCUUCUAGGCCCUUUAAUCACUGGUGUUGGCCCGUGAGCACAAAGAGACAAGACACUGCAUUAUGAUUUGAACAAGUCUCCACCAUGUGUUUGAGUGCAGUAUGGAAAAAAGUUUCGCUUUUCCCUUUUUUCAUCAGACAGCAGCCUGUCUGUGCUUUGUCCUGUUACUAAUUUGUCCUGUAAACUAAAGCUAAUUUGGAUUGACCAGUGCUUUUUUUUUUGUGCUUAGAUUUUUUUUUGCAUUUGUUUAUUUCGUUUGUGAGGUCAGUAGUGCUUACUAGCUGAUCCAGCAAUACAGACGAUUCCUUGGUUUGCUUUCUGCCUCGCACACGACCUGUGGCACAGAUGCCUUGGUCUUGCCAAAGCUGUCAGUGUGUGUGUGUGUGCGUGUGUGUGUGUAUGACUGAUAAAGACUGUACUGUACUGUACUUCCAUAACCCUCCACCCUCCAUGCCUCCCCUCCUCUUCUCCUGUGAUUUGGAGAGUCAAACUCUUCCCGCAGUGAGGCCCCUGAGAAGGGGGCAUUUACAACUGGGAAAACGUCCAGAAACAAACCCCGACUUCUUAUAGCCACCUCAGUCUUCUUUACUUCCCAGUGCUGUGAGCAGGGGGUGUUGGGGGAGUUAGUUUUCAAUUGAUUUUCUAGAUAAAUAACCCCUUCCUUUCCCCUGCUGGAGAAAGUGGGCAAGAUAAGAUUCUUCUCCCUACAUUGCAGAAUUCCCCUAUGCCUUUAUUUUUAGGGCAGCAGGCAGCAAAAUGGUGUUGUUUUCCCAAUGUAAGACUUUCUAUGCCAAGUGCACUCAGUCUGCGUUAUUUCCUCCUUAUAGGUGUGGUUUAUUGUAUCACAUAUAAAUUCUCUACAUUCUAAACAGUAAUGAACAAUCUAGGAGGGUCAAUCAGUACAUGGAGCCCUGGCAAAUAUUUGGCUUAGAUAAAGGCUUAGACUGCAGAUUCUUUUUAAUACGUUCACGUGUGUCUACCUGACUUGAAUCACCUGGAAUUUUUAGGGACACAAUACCAACAUACAUGUGCACGUACAGACAAAGCCACUCACAAAGACCUACAGUCUCUGUUGAGGGCCUGCCAAACAUUGUAGAGCAUAUGGCCUAGUGCUUUGAAGCAGCCAGGGAAGCUAUACAGAUAUUUAUAAACUAAAGUGGAGGCCACAUGUUUCUACUCUACAUCAUCACCCCCUCUCUUCUUCUUCUUCUUCUUCUUCUUCUUCUUCUUCUCUCUCUCUCUCUGACACCCAUACUACUACCAAUUAAAAGUUUGGACACGCUAGAUUAAGUAUAUUUUUAUUGUCUUUAGGACAAUCUGAUGAAGGGCAGUGGUUGAAAUUGGUUUCUAAGACAAAAGUACAUAGUGAAGUUAAGGCCAAGGAGUAGUUUUGACAUUAAAAUUAAAUUGUCUUUCUAAGCAAGUAGUUUUUAUGUAGAAUUUACCAGAAGCAGCCAACAAGUGCUUGUCCUGCCAACUUUUAAAAAAAGCCCCCUUGGUGAAGCUCCUGCAUGAAGCCAGUUAAGAAGAUGCCAAGAGUGUGCAAAGCUUCAUCAGGAAAACUGAUUCAAAUAUAAAAUAGGUUUGAUUUUUUUUUAAACAUAUUUUUUGGUCACUGUUUUAUUCCACAUGUGUUAUUCUUGUUUGUCUUGGCUCAGUGGUUAAGGCAUUGGACUACUGAUCAGAAGGUUAUGAGCUCAAAUCCCAGCUCUACCAAGCUGCCACUGCUGUGCCCUUGAGCAAGGCCUUUAACCCUCAACUGCUCAGUUGUAUAAAUGAGAUAAAGGUAAUUCUGGAUAAGGAUGUCUGCUAAAUGCUGUAAAUGUUACUGUUAUUCUAAAAUAGUAAAAGUAGUGAAAAUUAAGGUGCAGGUGUGUCCAAACAUUUGACUGGGAGUGUAUAAACUCAGUGCUCCUGGAUUCACUCCCCCUUGUGGAUCUGUGUGAUUGUACAGUCAACCCCAAAACCCCCCAAAAAACCCUUAUAAAUUAGUGUCUAGAAAUGCUUAUAGGGAAAAUGCCUAUUUAUAUUGUACUUUUUUUAAGUUCACUUGGGUGUUUUGAUUAGACACUCAUGAGCGUUCAUCUGUGACUUCCUGUUUCUCUGGGGUGUAAGUAUGAUGUAAUACAUCAUUCAUCAACAUUGAGAAGAUUUCACAAAUGAAUGAGAAUUUUAAUGAGACAAAAGUGUGUUAACCUUCAUAUAUCAGGCAAUGGCUUUUAAAAAUACAGUAGCUACACACCUUCAAAAAGCCCAUAUCCGCUGUUGGGCAGUAAUUAAGAAGUUUAAAACAACCGGAGCUGUAAUGAACCUGCCUGGAAAAGGAUGCAAGAGUAUUUUUUCCCCAUGCACAAUUAGUAGGAGUUUAGAGAAGCAAAAAUUUCUCCAAGCAUCACAGUUGGAGAUUUACAGAAGCAUUUUGGGGUCACUAAGUCUCCAAAUCUACAAUUAUACACCACCUCCAUGCUAACAAACAAUAUGGAAGGCGUGCCAGAAGAAAGCCUUUUCAUUCUAACCACAAAUGUAAGCACCUGGAGUUUACUAGACACUACUGGAACUUUUACUGGAACUGGGUUCUGUGGUCAGAAGAGACAAAAAUAGAGCAUCUUGGCAACAAACACUCAAGGCAGAGAAGAAGGCCAAACUGGUUUCCAUAAUGAACUCGAUGGAGGAGCAUGGAGAGGUGGAGGCCAAGCCUCAGAUGGCCUAUGGCACCAUCAACAGCCCACUGACCACUGCACCACCACCACCACCACCAACACAACAACACCAACUAACCCAGGCUCUUCCCAAAGCUCAACCACAACCACAAAUACAGCCUGCACCCCAGCAACAGCCUCCAGCCCAGCAGCAACAGCAACAGCCUACAGACCCAGCAUCCCCUACAGUGGCCACCACGCCAGAGCCAGUGCCUAUAGGGGACGGAGAUAAGACCUCACCAAAGUCCACCGACACAGAAGCUGAGUAUGAGGAUGGCAGAGGCUUUGGCAUUGGCGAGCUGGUGUGGGGGAAACUGCGUGGUUUCUCUUGGUGGCCUGGACGCAUCGUCUCCUGGUGGAUGACCGGACGAAGCCGAGCUGCCGAGGGAACCAGAUGGGUCAUGUGGUUUGGUGAUGGCAAAUUCUCUGUGGUCUGUGUCGAGAAGUUGUUGCCUUUGAGUUCCUUCUGCAGUGCUUUCCACCAGCCAACUUACAACAAACAGCCAAUGUACAAGAAAGCCAUCUAUGAGGUGCUACAGGUAGCCAGCAGUAGAGCAGGAAAAGUGUUCCUCACCUGCCCUGAGAGUGACGACACCGACACCUGUAAGUCGGUGGACAUGCAGAACAAGCAGAUGAUUGAAUGGGCCAUGACAGGAUUCCAGCCCACUGGCCCCAAGGGCCUGGAGCCUCCAGAAGAGGAGCGCAACCCAUAUAAGGAAGUGUACCCGGAAAUGUGGGUGGAGCCUGAAGCCGCAGCCUAUGCACCCCCACCUGCCAAAAGGCCUCGUAAAAGCACAGGCACGGAGAAGCCCAAGGUGAAAGACAUUGUCGAUGAGAGAACCCGAGAGAGGCUUGUGUACGAAGUGCGGCAGAAGUGCAGGAAUAUUGAAGACAUUUGCAUCUCCUGUGGAACCCUGAAUGUUUCCCUUGAGCACCCACUCUUCAGUGGAGGAAUGUGCCAAAGCUGUAAGAACUGCUUCUUGGAGUGUGCGUACCAGUAUGAUGAUGACGGAUACCAGUCUUACUGCACAAUCUGCUGUGGAGGGAGGGAGGUGCUCAUGUGUGGAAACAAUAACUGCUGCAGGUGUUUCUGUGUAGAGUGUGUGGAUCUGCUAGUUGGGCCGGGUGCAGCACAAGCUGCUAUAAAGGAGGACCCUUGGAAUUGCUAUAUGUGUGGUCAGAAGCCUCAGUACGGGUUGCUGGAACGCCGGGCUGACUGGCCCAGUCGCCUACAACACUUCUUUGCCAACAACCACGACCAGGACUUUGAACCUCCAAAGCUCUACCCUCCUGUUUUGGCAGAGAAGAGAAAGCCCAUUCGUGUGUUAUCACUCUUUGACGGAAUCGCUACAGGGCUGCUGGUGCUAAAGGAGCUAGGCAUUCAGGUGGAGCGCUAUGUAGCCUCUGAGAUAUGUGAGGACUCCAUCACUGUCGGUAUCGUACGGCACCAUGGGCGCAUCAUGUAUGUUGGUGACGUGAGGAAUGUCACCCGCAAACAUAUACAAGAGUGGGGACCUUUUGAUCUCGUCAUUGGAGGAAGCCCCUGUAAUGAUCUGUCUAUAGUUAAUCCAGCACGGAAAGGUCUCUACGAGGGCACGGGGCGGCUGUUCUUUGAGUUUUACCGGCUUUUACAUGAAGCUCGUCCUAAGGAAGGAGACAACAGGCCUUUCUUCUGGCUUUUCGAAAACGUAGUGGCCAUGGGUGUCAGUGACAAAAGGGACAUCUCUCGCUUUUUAGAGUGCAACCCAGUGAUGAUAGAUGCGAAGGAAGUGUCUGCUGCCCAUCGUGCCCGCUACUUCUGGGGAAACCUUCCUGGCAUGAACAGACCUCUGACUGCCAUGACCACUGACAAACUGGACCUACAAGACUGUCUUGAACAUGGCAGGACUGCAAAGUUUGAUAAAGUGAGGACCAUCACCACUCGGUCGAAUUCCAUAAAGCAGGGCAAAGAUCAGCACUUCCCUGUUUACAUGAAUGACAAAGAGGACAUCCUGUGGUGCACUGAGAUGGAGAGGGUAUUUGGCUUUCCCGUCCACUACACAGAUGUGUCCAACAUGAGUCGGUUGGCGAGGCAGAGGCUGCUAGGCCGCUCGUGGAGUGUCCCGGUCAUCCGUCACCUGUUUGCACCACUCAAAGAGUAUUUCGCCUGUGUGUGAAAGUCAGUGCAGUGAGGAGUCGAAAAUCCCAAACUGGUGUAUGAAAUAACAAGAGCCUUGUAUAUUAUUUACAACAUAAACAUCAAAGUAGGUAUUUCACGGUAUUUCUUUUGUUUUGUUUUAAUAUUUGACUCUUUUUUUAUUCUAUUUAAUUGUUUUUUUGUUAAUUCAUUUUACUUUUUAGCAGUGUUAUCCAGAAUUUGAAUUGAUUUAUGUGUGCAAGCUAUACUUGAGAUGGGGCCUCCUACCAAGGCAUUGAGAGACAAAACAUGGGAGCAAGUGAUGGAAAAAAAUAGUAGAUUGUUCAUUUCACCAUCGUAAGUUAUGGAAAGUCUGAGUUAGUGACUUCAGUAAUCGGGCUAGGUUGGGCUACAGGUCAAACGGGCUGCUUGAAUGCUCGCCUUUCCUUUCCUCUGAGCAACUGAGCCUUUGGCGAGAGCAAAAAAAAAAAAAUCCACACAAAAAUGGUGUCUUUCUCUUCCAUGUCAGGGGAGCUCUGUCUUAACCAAUCCAAAACACCACGUCACAAAUACCUCUUUGUUUACGGUUUCUAUACACAAUGGUAAUAAAAGGUACUACUGUAAUAGGUGACAAUAUGGUGCUUCAAGGUGGUGAAAAACAUUGCAACUCAUGUGGUGCUACUACUUCAGACUAGAUGUGGUCACCUUUAGACCAUUAGCCAGGUUUAAAAAAAAAUCAGAAAGUGACUCUAAACAAGGAUUUGUCAAGCCAGGUCUGCCACAUCUCAUUUUGUAUCUUUUACAGCCUUUUUUUACAAUACCUUACUGGUGCUCUAUGUAAACCUCAGCCUUGCAGUCACUGAGGUCAGUUUCCUGCGUCCGUGCACACACAAAACCUGCUGGCCUGCCACAUGGGCCGUGAUGUUUUUUUUCUCCUCUAUACCUUGAGAUAGAAGGCUGUGUUGAGCUACUUUUUUUUCCUAGCGUCACACAGGCCGGAAUCAUUACUGUACAACUCUUAGCAUGCGUGGCGGUCGCAGGGAGGGCGGUGUUGGGUUUGCUCCUGGCCUGCUGUACCCCUCUCUACAGUGCCUCUCGCAGGCUAUCCUCAGUCAGGUGCAACACUUUUAAAAAUGGUGCGGCUUCACAAUGUUCUUCUACCUUUUUAUAGCUAAUUGUUUUGUGCUGUGUUACCAACAAUAUCAAGCACUUUUGUAUAUGUAUACUUCUUUUUAUUUUCGUUGAUAUUUUUUGAAUAUUUCUUCUUGACUCUUGUGAAUCAUUUUUUUUUUUUUAAAUUUGUUAUGUUCUAUGAUGUGAAAUGCUCUUAGCAUUAUAUAUAUGAGGUAGUUCUUUUUAUUUCUGUACAGUAGGGCUGUGCCAAUAGAUGUGAAAGAAUGGGUUAGUAGGAUAGGGGGAUAUUCACCUGUCACUCUGGUGAAUAGGCUAAAUGAAAAAAAAAAAAAAAGCCACCCUUUCCCACGUCCUCAUCUGCUACAGUGAUAUUUCGUCAUAAUCCACGUUAGGAAAGUUACUGUCUGCUCUCAGUGUAGUGCGUAUAUGAGCCGUACAGUAAGUAUGUUCUCUAGAUAUCCGUCAGGUCAUUUCUUUCCUAACGCUUAACUGAUGCUUCUCUCGUGUCCUCAUUAGUGAUGUUUAGUUUCUCCCUCUAAUCCACCGCUUUAUAUCCUGGUCAGGGUCGCGGUGAAUCCGGAUCCUAUCCCGGGAACACUGCGGUGGCCAGUUUAUAUCAGUUGAAAUCAAGACUGUGUGUGCAAGGGUAAAAUCUACCUGUCAGUCAGUGCUGAAUUUAUAUUAUCAUAGCCCUAUAUUAUCAUUAAGUUUUGGGAGUUUGUGAAUUUGUUUAGAAUUAUAGAAAAAGUCUGUGCAUUUAAAUUAUUCUAUUUAGUACAGAUUUGGAAAUUGGCCACUUGUCAUAAGACAUACUAUAGAAACAAAUUAGAUUUUUUUUUUUUAAUUGAAGGCAUUAUACUGUAUACAUACCUUGAUCUUUUUUCGUUUUCCUUAGUUACUCCUUAUGUAUGUUCUAAAUGAUAUCGAUGCCCAUAUUUUUUGUACAUUUUGUACAUAGAAUAUGUUUGUUGCUGUGUUCGUUUUAAAAUUACCUAUGAGAUGUACAAAUAUAAUUCUGUGCUAAUAUAUAUCAUGGAAUCGAAAGUCUCACAUUGUGAAGAGAGGGGUAAUUAACAUAACUGCAACCUUAAAAAUUGACAUAAGCUAUGGAGCAGUGGGGUGGGAGGACUUUUGGUAUUACAUAUUUGUAUGUCAUGCGUUGAAUAGGGAAAGUAAAAGAAUGAUUUUAACAGUAGAUGGACACUUCCGUCUUUACUGCACAGCCCUACAUACAAAUCAAGUCUCUUUAAUUUGCAUUUAAUUCUUUUAUAAAUACUAAAAGGGGGAUUGUAGGUGUUUCCUAAGGUGCUAAACAUUUUAUCAAAUUGAAAAUUAUGUAUUAUUUGGACAAACUUGUCUCGACAAUGACUGUUUUUAUGUUUCUUUUAGUAUUGGAAAAGCACUAUUAUUUUACUCUCUCAUAUAAAUAUAUUAACAAAGGCAUUUUAACUUUGUACUUGAAAAAAAAUGAUGAAAAGAUUCUUAUAUUGUUUUAGAAUAGAUCUUGCUGUAGUUGGUGCUUAUCUGUGGGAAAAUCAUGUACUCAUAUUGGGAAGUAAGAAAAGAAUUGUAAUCAAUCGAUCUUGCUGUUAACAUGUACUUGCUUAUUAUCCAGGCAACAUUGUUUUUUAAGUCCUACAUUCCGUGGCAUAUAUCCAGCCCUCCAUCUUUUUUUUUUUUUUUUUUUUAUUAUUAAGAUCAGUGUUUAUUUUAUAUAUUUUUGGCUUUGGUGGCCUAUUUGUUUGCUCUUGUAACAAUUUCCUGUAUAUCCUCAGUAUAUACAGUUAGGUCCGGAAGUAUUUGGACAGUGAUGGAGUUUUUGUGAUUUUUGCCUUUUACACCACCAAAAUGGAUUUGAAAUAAAACAAUCAAGAUGUGAUCGAAGUGUAGACUUUCAGCUUUAUUUUAAGAGGUUCCACAAAAAUAUGGCAUUUACCAUUUAGGAAUUACAGCCAUUUUAAGCAAAGUAUUCCAUUUUCAGGGGCUCAAAGGUAUUUGGACAAAGUGACAUAAUUGUAAAUAUAACUAUCUCCUGACUGGAGAUGCUUUGCCAGGCCUUCACUGCAGCCACCUUCAGUUGCUGCUUGUUUGUGGGUCUUUCUGCCUUCAGUCUUGUCUUCAGUAAGUGAAAAGCAUGCUCUAUUGGGUUGACUUGGCCAUUGAAGAAUAUUCCAUUUCUUUGCCUUCAAAAAGUCUUGAGUCGCUUUCGAAGCAUGUUUAGGGUCAUUAUCCACCUGCACUGUGAAGCGGUGUCCUAUUGGUUUUGUAGCAUUUGGCUGAAUGUGAGCAGAGAGUAUAGCCCUAUACACCUCAGAAUUCAUCUUGCUACUUCUGUCAGCAGUCACAUCAUCAAUAAACACCAGUGAGCCCGUUCCAUUGGCAGCCAUACAUGCCCAUGCCAUAACACUGCCUCCACCAUGUUUGACACAUGAUGUGGUAUACUUUGGAUCAUGAGCUUUUCCUUUUUUCACCAUACUUUUCUCUUCCCAUCAUUCUGGUACAAGUUAAUCUUGGUUUCAUCAGUCCAAAGAAUCUUAUUCCAGAACAUGGGAGGCUUUUUUAGAUGUUUUCUGGCAAAGUCUAAUCUGGCUUACCUGUUCUUGAAUGUUACCAGGGGUUUGCACCUUGUUGCAAACCCUCUGUAUUUACAUUCAUGAAGGUGUCUCUUGAUUGUAGAUUGUAGUAUUCUUGACUUCUGUUGAUGUUGUGAAGGGGUUUUUCUUCACCAAGGAAAGGAUUCUGUGAUCAUUCACUUUAGCUGUCUUCUGUGGUCUUCCAGGCCUUUCGGUGUUGCUGAGCUCACCAGUGCUUUCUUUCUUUUUAAUAAUGUACCCAACUGUUGAUUUGGCCUCUCUUAAAGUUUUUUCUAUCUCCCUGAUAAGUCUCUUUUGUUUUUUCAUCCUAAUGAUGGCCUCCUUCCCUUGCAAUGAGAUCUCCUUGGACUUCAUAUUGGUAGCUCCAGUCGAACAGCUGCCAAAUGCCAACUCAAUACCUGAUAUCAACUCCAGACCUUUUAUCUGCUUCAUUUGUCUUGAAGUAACGAGGGAAUGGACCACACCUGGUCAAUUAACUUCUUGUCAGUCAAUUGUCCAAAUACCUUUGAGCCCCUGAAAAUGGAAGUACUUUGCUUAAAAUGGCUGUAAUUCCUGAAUGGUAAAUGCCAUAUUUUUGUAACCUCUUAAAAUAAAGCUGAAAGUCUACACUUCAAUCACAUCUUGAUUGUUUUAUUUCAAAUCCAUUGUGAUGGUGUAUAAAGGCAAAAUCACAAAAACUCUGUCAUUGUCCAAAUACUUCCGGACCUGACUGUAUAUACAUAUAUAUAUAUAUAUAUAUAUAUAUAUAUGUAUGUGUAUUUAUAUAUACUCACUGUCCACUUUAAUAGGAACACCUGUACACCUGCUUAUUUAUACAGUUAUCCAAACGUUCACUCAUUUGGCAGCAGCGCAAUGCAUAAAAUCAUGCAGAUGCAGGUCAAGAGUUUCAGUUAAUGUUCAGAUCAAAAAUGAAAAUGGGGAAAAAAUGUGAUCUCUGUGACUUUAACCUUGGCAUGACUGUUGGUACCAGAUGGGCUGGUUUGAGUAUUUCAGAAAUGGCUGAUUUUCACACACAACAGUCUGUAGUGUUUACACAGAAUGGUGUGAAAAACAAAAACGUUGUGUGAGCUGAGGGUCUGCAGGCUGAAACACCUUGGUGAUGAGAGAAAUCAGAGGAGAAGGACCAGACAGUUUUAGCUGAUAGGAAGACUAUAGUAACUCAAAUAAUCACUCUUUACAACAGUGGUGAGCAGAAAAGCAUCCCAGAAUGCACGACACAUCAAACUUUGAGGUGGAUGGGCUACAACAGCAGAAGACCACAUCAGAUUCCACUCCUGUCAGCCAAGAACAAGAAUCUGAGGCUGUCAUGGGCACAGACUCACCAAAACUGGACAGUUGAAGACUGCAAAAAGACUGGAUUUGUUUCUCAUUUUCAACUGUUCAGUUUCGGUGCACCAGCAACCAUGCCAUGAUCAAAAUCACAGAGAUUACACGUUUUCUUCAUUCUGAUGUUUAAUGUAAACAUUAACUGAAGCUCUUGACCUGUAUCUGCAUGAUUUUAUGCAUUGUGCUGCUGCCACUUGAUUGGCUGAUUAGGAUUAGAUAACUGCAUAAAUGAACAGGUGUACAGGUGUUCCUACUAAAGUGGAUGGUGAGCAUGUAUAUAUAUAUAUAUAUAUAUAUAUAUAUAUAUAUAUAUAUAUAUAUAUAUAUAUACACACACAUAUAUAUAUAUAUAUACACAAACACACACACACCCAGUGUCCUCCAGAGUUAUUGGCACCAUAAAUAUGAGCAAAAAUGAGAAAAUAAACAUUACACACAAUAAUAUUCCAUUUUUCCUCUUAAACAAUAGGAUUAUUUAUCUUUGUUCAAACAAAAAAUUAAUCUCAUUGGAACUAUUUUUUUAAAUAAUAAUAUUUCAUAUAAAAAUAUGUGCCACAAUUAUUGACAGCCCCAAGGAAUGUUUUAAUAAAUGCAAAAAAAAAUUCUUGAAAAACCUAUAUUAUUUUUCAUUUGCUCUCAGUCCCCAGGAACUGUGUUGUUGCCUUUAACCAGGUCUUGUUUCUCUGGGAGACACAAAAGAGACAGAUGUUUGUUAACCCAGACAAAUCAGGUAUGGAUAUAAAAAUACAUAAGCAGUUAAAAAAUACCAUGAAGCACAGCUGGGGCCAGAACAAAAAGUUUUACAUGUCUGAAACAGUUGAACAUUUGCCAAGAUUUGGACCCAUGGGCAUUGGAUCAUUGAUGCUUUGGGGCAGUUUUAUGAUCCAUGGGUUAGGGGAACUAGCAAAGAGUGACAUCAUGAAUUCUGCUAAGUAUCAGGAUAUUUCAGUCCAAAUCCUGGUUGCCUCUGCCAGGAAAGGAAAAUUGAAGGAAACCCUUCAAAUGUUCUGCAUGGAGGAGUGUCCCAGGUCCCUCCACAAGUGUCAGACGUUACACAGUCACAGUGCUGUUAUUCUCUCGAGGCCAGGCAUCACAACAUAUUCAUUGUAAGGGUGCUGAUAAUUUUCAAGCUGGUGUUUUGUAGAAACAAACUGGACUACUUCAAAUUUUUAUCUAAGUCUGUAUGUUUAAGCUCAAAAUAUUGCACAUGAUUUUUUUUAUAUAUUAAUGUUUGCUCAUUUUCAUGAGUAGUGCCAAUGAUUCUGGAGAGCACUGUAUAUUAUUCCUCAGUGACACUGUUAAUUAGUGUGACCUCUUCUGUGUCAUAACUGUUUUCAAGCCUUCUCUCAUUUUGAGAUCAGCUCAUACAGCAGAUGUAGCAGUCCUUCUCCACCUCUACUCCCUCUCUCUUGUUUUGUGCCCAGAACUAAGAAAAAAGGCUCCUUAUGUACUUGUGCUGGAGAACACUUGAAUAAAUGUAUUGUUUUUUGUGCAAAAAGCA